Soboliphyme baturini is the source of this 675-nucleotide messenger RNA. The record is from the annotation of a GenBank genome assembly. Lineage: Eukaryota; Metazoa; Nematoda; Enoplea; Dioctophymatida; Soboliphymatidae.
GUAGAAGGGCUCAAAAUGAUGACCGAAGGUACAGCUGAAAAGGAACUUCCGCUCGAACAAGAAACAACAGAUACUGCUUCAGAGGAAAUUCUUACAAUCGAUAUAUCCGAUGCGGUUAGUGAAAGAGACAAAGUGAAAUUUACCGUGAGAACCAAGACGAAUCUGAAGGAGUUUGCUAAACCGGAAUUUUCAGUGGUGCGCGAACAUGAUGAAUUCGUAUGGCUUCACAACACUAUUGAAGAAAACGAAGAUUACGCCGGAUACAUAAUCCCUCCAUGUCCGGCUAGACCUGAUUUCGAAGCGUCGCGUGAAAAGCUGCAGAAACUCAGCGAGGGUGAAGCAACGAUGACGAAAGAAGAAUACGCGAAAACCAAAUCAGAGUUGGAGGCCGAAUAUCUGGCCACUUUCAAAAAAACCGUUGCGAUGCACGAGGUGUUUUUGUGUCGUCUCAUUUCGCAUCCGGUUUUCAAACAUGAUCAGAACUUCAAGAUUUUCCUCGAAUACGAAGGCGAUCUCAGUGUUCGAGGAAGAAACAGCAAAGAGAAACUGGGCAGCAUCUGGAAGAGAUUUUCGCAGUCGGCAGACGGUGUUCUUUUGGCCGUUCAAAAGGUACUUAUCAUGCUAUAUUUACUGUUAUAUUAUGUGCCGUGCACGACUGUUCAGUUAGCCAAUUGA